Messenger RNA from Somion occarium, 774 nucleotides. Lineage: Eukaryota; Fungi; Basidiomycota; Agaricomycetes; Polyporales; Cerrenaceae. The record is from the annotation of a GenBank genome assembly.
AGCGCACGGCGCCUAAUCCACGUGCGGCGACGCGUUGAUUGGCAGUCAACGGAUGCGCACGUGCACGAGUUGGGUCGCGUUGACCUGGCGUUGAGCACGUUGUAUAAAGUGGCUUGCCUUAGUCCACCAUGGCUCCUCUACUCCCGCCCUUGCCACCACCGCACGCAACUUUAACGUCUACUUUAUCACUCUUCGAACUUUGCUCCAUUUGCAAUGGCCCGCACCAAGCAAACCGCUCGCAAGUCCACUGGUGGUGAGUACUGCAAAGCACCUCGUAAGCAACUCGCUGCCAAGUCACAGGCUAGAAAGACUUCCGCUGCCGCGACUGGUGGUGUGAAGAAGCCCCAUCGUUUCCGCCCUGGUACCGUCGCUCUUCGUGAGAUUCGUCGGUACCAGAAGUCAACGGAGCUGCUCAUUCGCAAGCUCCCCUUCCAACGUCUCGUUCGUGAAAUCGCUCAGGACUUCAAGACUGAUCUGCGAUUCCAAUCGUCGGCCGUCAUGGCUCUUCAGGAAGCCGCCGAGGCUUACCUUGUUUCAUUAUUUGAAGACACCAACCUUGCUGCUAUCCAUGCCAAGCGUGUCACCAUCCAACCGAAAGAUCUUGCAUUGGCUCGUCGUCUCCGAGGAGAGAGGUCAUAAUUCUUUCUCGGCUCCUAUUUGGUUACGCGUGUGACGCGUUGUAUCGUUAAGGAUUGUUGUAUUGUUUUAUUAUACUGUAAUUCUACUGUAAUGAUAAGGUGUUCUUUGCGGUUCACGCCUUGACAUUUGAGCAGA